AAUGUAUAAUCUGCCAGCCUAGUACACUGCCAACAAUGGAAAUCCUUACCGUGGUUGUUCCUGACCUGAUCCGCUAUUCGAAAGAUUACUUCAUGGAUAACUCUCUGUUUCAACAAAUUGAGCAUGUUCGAAAAGGUACUCUACCAGCUGCUGUCGGUCCUCAUCCAAUUCGAACAAUGGUUGAUGGUAUUGACUACUGUGCUACAGCUAUUCAGGUGCCGAUUACGACACAAAAGAAAUGCGACUUGGUACUUCACGACUGUGAGAAAGUAUCAAUGGAUUCCGCCCACCUAGCUGAAUUUUUAGGUGAAGAUACUGUAUUCACACUUGGGAAAAACAAAGAAGGAAAUGUUUUCUUUUUAUUGGCUGAUAGAAAUCCUGACAAAGUCUUACAUGCUCCUGAGAUUACAAAAGUCAUGGCUUCAAUGAUUCAAUUAACUACUAAUCUGAAGUUGCGAGAGUUGAAGGAAAUCGAACAAUUCCGCAUUCCAAUUGAGCUAGCCGGAAGCUUCAUGUUGAUGGUCAAGUGCAGAGAAAAUGGGAAGAGAACGUUGGAACUUUUCGAUGAGAACAUGACUCAGGUUGGAUUUGUAAACGGUUUUGUCUGGAGAGAGAUUGUUGUCUGAACUUUUUGAAAACUAUUUUAUUACAUUUCUAAUGUUUAAAAUAAAAUUGUAUUAUU
Messenger RNA from Caenorhabditis elegans, 682 nucleotides. It is a transcript of the gene F22F4.5, whose product is annotated as DUF4265 domain-containing protein. The coding region runs from base 36 to 626 and encodes 196 amino acids. Lineage: Eukaryota; Metazoa; Nematoda; Chromadorea; Rhabditida; Rhabditidae. The record is from RefSeq and is marked reviewed. The transcript has 3 exons.